Messenger RNA from Gopherus flavomarginatus (Mexican gopher tortoise), 1648 nucleotides. Its product is annotated as T-cell immunoglobulin and mucin domain-containing protein 4-like. The transcript is spliced from 9 exons. The coding region runs from base 41 to 1180 and encodes 379 amino acids. NCBI's taxonomy places the organism in Eukaryota, Metazoa, Chordata, Testudines, Testudinidae. The record is from RefSeq and is a predicted model, not a curated record.
GUCAGUUCUGGUACAUUCCUGGAGUUUCUAAUCAGCCUAAAUGACCCUUUCCCUGUUGCUUCGCUGGAUCGUGCUACAUCUGUAUAUAGCACACAGUGUGUCUGACAUGAUAGUGAGAGCGAACGUGGGGCAGUCCGUCAAGCUACCCUGCACCUACAGCGUUAGUCAAGAGCGUGACCUCAAUGUCAUGUGCUGGGGCCGGGGGAUCUGUCCGUCAUCUAAAUGCAGCAGUGAAAUUGUUCGCACUGAUGGGCAGAAGGUGAUAUCUAAACAGUCUGGCAGAUACCAACUAAAGGGUCCUAUCACCAGAGGGGAUGUGUCUCUGACUAUAAGCAAUGUGGACCACAAAGACAGAGGGGAUUACUGCUGCCGCAUAGAGAUCCCUGGAUGGUUCAACGAUAUAAAACGAAACUUGCAUUUGCAGAUUUACAGAGCACCCACUACUCCCACAAAGACAACCACAACUGCCCUCCCAACACCCACUACUCCUCCCCUGAUAACCACUGUUGCACUCCCAACACCCACUACUCCCGCAACGACAACCAUAACUGCACUCCCAACAACCUUUCCUUCCCUGACAACCAUUUUCCAAACAGUGUGCAUUGAAGAUGACGAUUCCAAUUUUUUCACAACAGAACAUGUUCUCCCUACUGCAGAAUCACCAACUACAGUUCUGAUCUCCGAGAGGACUGAAAAUGUCGAUUCUGCUUUCAUUACAGAAGGUGUUGUUCUCAGUACAGGGACAGUUCCCCCGGUUACAGUCCAGACAACCCCUGAGGGGAGUGAAGUGAAUGCUAUUUCUGACGCUACAUUUCCCUUGACAUCUGCAGGAGGCUCUGUGAAAGAGGGACUCGAUGAAGAGACUUCAACAGAUUCAAAACUCUGGUCAGAGAAAAGUGUAGAUAAUCCAACACAGCACCUACAGAAUGAAAUUCCAACAGUAAUCAUCAGUGUGGUAGUGACAGUCAUUCUUCUCUUCACAUUCCUGCUCAUAAUGUUCUUGACAUAUAAACGCUCAGGGAAGUAUCAACUGCAUAUGAUAAAAAGCUCAGACUUAUCUGGAGAACAAAUUCCCAAUGGAGUGGAAGAAGAGAAUACCCUUUUCACUCUGCAGCAGAUACCUGACAGCCAUUCAGUAUCACAGGGAACAUGUCACGAUCCUGUGGAAUCCAGCAUCUAAACGAGGCUCUUUCAUGCUAGGCUGGAAAAUAAGGAUUAAUUCCUUGCUAACCCUGGAAAUAAUGAUGGGUACAAACCAAAACCCAGAUCCAAACACCUGAACUGUGGGGAGUUUAAAAACUAGAAGCAGAUUUUACGCAAAGGUUUUUAAGCAUUUAACUUCCAGGGGAUCCCCUGAGGAUCUGGGCCUUUUCCUCUUGAGCCAUGUGUAAAACUUCUGUCUAAAGUGGCCUCUGUUAGAAGAUAUUUUACCCAUUGCUUGCAUCGCAGAAUUCUUAGUCUCUUAAACCCCAACCCUGGAACUGCUUGCUUAUGAGUAACUUCAAAGCACAUAAGUAAUCUUGCUGAAGUCAACUGGACUACACAUAUCCUUAAGAUCUGAGCCUUAUUUAUCAAUAACAGCAGGAGCGCAGGAACAAUUUGUAUCGUGAGGGUGCUCAGAGCCAUUGAACCAAGCUGUAAACCCUGU